Messenger RNA from Marchantia polymorpha subsp. ruderalis, 2709 nucleotides. Lineage: Eukaryota; Viridiplantae; Streptophyta; Marchantiopsida; Marchantiales; Marchantiaceae. The record is from the annotation of a GenBank genome assembly.
AAUCAAGUCCCUUCGAAUUCUGUGCCAGGCGUUUACGUAAGAGGAAGAACCUCCUUCCGUCGAUUUACCAAAGCCGAAGGCUGCAGUAGAUUUCCAGUGAUCGAGCUCUCGGACGUAAGACUUCCCGGCAGAAGAGGCGCAGCUGCUGCGAUGGCGAGCAUACGAACGAGAGUGGCAAUGUAGAAGAAAUAGUUUCGAGGGCCUUGAAAUCAUUGUAGAUUUUGAAAUCAGGUUUCCGCCCGAAUCGUAAUCUGGUCACGGAAAAAGGCAGAGAUUGUGCACGUCGAGGAAGUAGAUUUAGGAGGCAGGCCAAAGGGUAGAGGGAGAGAUGGGGGACGACGGGGCCCCAGGACUCGAUCAGCUGCCUCACCACCUUCUUCAGAGAAUUUUGCAACUCGGAGAUUUUGCAGCAGCUGAUCUUGCCAGCUUGGAGGCAUCAUGUUACACUUUCAGAGCAGCCACCGGGCUCGGUCCUAUCCGGUUCAAAUCGAUGACAGAGAACACUGCACUUCAAGCUUGUCAAUCCGAUAGUCUGUUCAAGAGGUUGCCACAUUCUCUGCAAUCACAGCUUGCCAUCCGCUGCAAUGGUAACUGGAAAAUGGUGUUGAGAUACCUGAAAGCAUUCCAACAAGCUGUGACUGGUGUGACUACAUACGACGGAAAAGUACAAGUCGUCGCUGGAAAAUAUCUGACUCUUUUUAUCGAUUCGAGAGGAAGUCUCUAUGGUUGUGGGUCGAAUAAGUUUGGAGUUUUAGGUCAAGAGUUAUCGGUAUCCGAGUGCCGAAUUCCUGUGUGCAUACAAGUGCCCGUCCCUGUGUUACAAGUGUCAGCGAGCAGUCAUCAUGUUGCUCUAGUCUCCAGAAACGGAGAGGUUUAUACUUAUGGAGACAAUUCAUCAAAUUGUUUGGGACACGGAGAGAUUGGGGGGCAAUUAUUCCAGCCCAGACUUGUGGAAACCCUCAAAAACAUACCAUGUAAACAGGUGUCUACUGGCCUUAUGUUUACAGCUGCACUCACUCGAGAAGGAGAGGUAUAUACCUGGGGAAGUUCUUCAAAUGGACAGCUAGGGCAUGGUGAUAUGGUCGAUCAGUCCCGUCCAGUUCGGAUCGAGGCCCUAGUAGAUGCCGGUCAUGUCAUCCAGGUUGCCACAGGACCAAGUUUCACAUUCGCUUUGCUCGACUGCGGAAAGCUUUACUCUGUCGGAGGAGGGAACAACUACUGUCUCGGGCACGGGGACUUUUCAAACGAUGCUCAUCCUCGAGAGGUGCUCUUUUUUGACGAGCAGAAGGUUUUCGUAUCGUAUGUCGCUGCUGGAGACGAACAUGCGGUAGCCAUUGAUUCUUCGGGAUAUGUGUACACAUGGGGCAAGGGCUAUUGUGGACCAUUGGGCCAUGGAAACGAAGAGGACCAGGUUAUUCCGAAAUUGGUCGAGAAGCUUCGGGACGUCCGGGCAGUACAGGUCUCCGCAAGGAGGAGAAAGACUUUCGUGGUAACGGACACGAGUGAGCUCUACGGUUUUGGAUGGAUGGGACUCGGCUCUCUGGGUUUGGAGAACAGAGGGACUUCUGAGAAGAUUUUGGAACCCGAGCUUGUUCCCGGGCUGCGCGUAGCGCAAGUGAGCACAGGCAAUUAUCAUACGGUCGCCACGUCCCCCGAGGGAUAUCUCAAGGGCAUUGGAGAUAGCGGCACGUCUCAGUUGAAUUUCAGCGAGAAGUUCUUGUUCAAUACUCAUCUUCUAUAACGGAGUAGACUCGGAUCCCCUGUAUAUCGACUCUGCACUCACUCUAGGGUGAUGUAUAUUGGCCCAGCCGAUGGAAGCGUUAAGAUUUCUCGUGUACAUUAGACCAUCCAGAAGUUCCUCGGCCUUUUAACACUGUCUGACUGCCGAUCAGCAAGAAAACUCGUCAAAAGUUUAGGCGUAGCAGCUGACAGGAGGCUUACUUACCCCUCCUGUCAGCAAUAGGUUCUAGAUCUUCAUUGUUUUCUCCCAUAGAGUUUUAAACAUUUGGCUAGAUCAUAAGUUUUCAGACACGCUCAGUUUAUGCUACACAUUUUUUUGCCAUAGAAAGGCGGCAUGUUGUGGGAUUCGCUCAAAAUCUACUUGAGCCAUCGUCGUUCCCAUCGAUUCAUAUCAUGGUGGCCAAAGAAUAUUUCUCUCAGUGCCCGGCUCAAUAUAGACGUUGUUCCUUUCGAGGACCUUUUCGAAGCCGGUCAUCAGCCGGUGGUUACCAGCUUUCUCAAAGCUAGUGUCCAGGCUGAUGGAAGAACUGAUGACAUGGGAGCAGGAACCGUCCGGUCAGACGGUCACAUGGAUCCAUGGAUACAAAGGUGAUGUACCUCGAGGUCGAUCCAUUCAAUGAACCCGCAGUCAAUGAACGGACCUCGAAGGUGCACUGUCAACCACUCCCCUACACUGUUCUUCACUGGUUUGGCUCCAUAGGUCCUGCAACAGAAACUGAUAGAGACUAAGACGUGGAUUGUAUCGAUGACAUCUGAGGGAUUGGUUAGUCCUAGGGCCCGGAUAGAUAUAGGUACGUGUUGGAAAGAGCACAUGCCACGCGAAGAUUGUGUUGUUGAUUCUAGCUGGUUUCAAAUUGGAUACAGAUAACAUUUUUUAAAAUAUUGGACUUGAAUUCUUGUGCGUGACGUCUCUAGUCAUGGUGAUCGACGAGAAAGAUGUGAACGUGUAUAUUUCCUCAUCUCUGUCGA